CCUGAAAAGUUGGAACAUCACGGAUUAUUUUCAAACAUAUCAGAUCUUCCUCUACUGUUGGCAGCAAAAUUAGAACAAUAAUACAGAGCUUUCUUCUUUGAUUAUUCUUGUUUAUACUUGGCAGAGUGGAAAAUGUCCAUAACAAAUCAGGGCCACCAGAGAAUGAAGUUGCCAUGUCUUGUGGCUGAAUUCUCGGCAACCCACAUCAAUUUCUGCCCAUUGGGUUGCCAUAUUAAUGGCGGUUAGGCUCACACCCAAUAAUUGCAGAACAAUAUUCAUUCAGUUUUCCUUCAAUUUUGGUUUAGAUUCAACAAUGGGAGGAACCUCGGAAGAGAAGCACGAGGGUAAGGUUGAGAAGAAGGAGAAGAAGAAAGAUAAGGUGAAACAUGAAGAAGAAGAAGAUGAUCAUGGCAAAAAGAAGGGAAAGGAUAAGGAUAAGGAUAAGGAAGAAGGUGAAAAGAAAGAGAAGAAGAAAAAGGACCCUGCGGAUAUGAAGGAUCCAUUAAAGCUCAGACAGAAGCUUGAGAAGCUUGAAGACAAGAUGCAGGCUCUGGCGGUUAAGAAGGAAGAGAUAUUGAAACUGAUCCAUGAAGCUGAACAGAAUGCUGCUCCAUGAAAUCUGGAAUGAGUAGGAUUCUACUACUAUCUCUUGAUGAUGCAGCUAACAGGAUCAAAAGAUUAGAAGGCUCAAGUUUUGAAAAUUUUAUAUCUCUUACUGUAAUACUUCUUGAAGAAAUGAAGUUAUGAUACCAAAAUCACCUAA
Cucurbita pepo subsp. pepo (vegetable marrow) is the source of this 763-nucleotide messenger RNA. RefSeq lists its product as uncharacterized. NCBI's taxonomy places the organism in Eukaryota, Viridiplantae, Streptophyta, Magnoliopsida, Cucurbitales, Cucurbitaceae. The record is from RefSeq and is a predicted model, not a curated record.